Molecule: messenger RNA, 1536 nt
Organism: Aspergillus tanneri
Lineage: Eukaryota; Fungi; Ascomycota; Eurotiomycetes; Eurotiales; Aspergillaceae
Gene: MT1
Product: Sphingolipid C9-methyltransferase 1
Exons: 4
Coding region: 1-1536 (511 amino acids)
Biological process (GO): cellular response to biotic stimulus
Source: RefSeq, a predicted model, not a curated record
AUGAGUGCGAAAGCAACCAAGGGCCCUGAGCUCUCCGGCGAUGUCGAUUUUAUCCAGACUCCGCCAGCCAAGCCCUCAGAGUUUGAAACCGGUGUAGACUGCGGAAUCCCCUUGACCAAUUCAGCGGCCAUUCAUAAUGCCCCUUUGCCAGCUGAUGGUGCUGGAAAUGAGAGCUUCUCCAACCUUCUCUUAGCCAGUGUCCUCGUGGGAGUCCCUACCCUCCUCACCUUCCUCCUUGGCGGUGGACUGAAAACAUUCGUCUUCCUGGCUGUGGCUUUGGUUCUCCCUAUCUUGGUGGCAUUCUGGACCUGGACAUCCACUUACAGCCCCCGUACCAACAACAAAGUCCGAUUGCCAGGCCGACCGGUUGAGCAUUAUAUCACCUUCAAGCGGGAAGAGGACCGGGCGAGAUGGCAUGGAAAGAACAAGAUUCCCCUUCAGACCUUCGCUGAGAUGUAUCUCAACGGUGCGGUGGAUUUCAACGGCGACACUCUCGAUGUCAUGGAGUACCGGCACGAUUGGGCCAACUUCUCUUUCACCUGGGAUCUCUUCAAAUUCAUCGUCUUUACCUUCUUCGUCGACGUCAUAUUCCACACGAAAGCCCAGGAUGAGGAGCAGAUCCGUCCCAACUACGAUCGUGGCAACGACCACUAUUCCUGGUUCCUGGGCCCUCGUAUGAUCUACACCGCGGGAGUCAUCUCCGACCCGGAACAGGAAGAAACCUUGGAGGAAAUGCAGGAUAAUAAGAUGGCCGUGGUCUGCGAGAAGAUCGGACUGAAAGAAGGCGAGACUAUGCUGGACAUUGGCUGCGGCUGGGGAACACUGGCGAGGUUUGCCAGUCUUAACUAUGGCGCGAAGGUCACCGGUCUCACCAUUGCGGAAAACCAGACUGCAUGGGGCAAUGACGCUCUCCGAAAGGCCGGGAUCUCUGAACAACAAAGCCGGAUCCUCUGUAUGGAUUACCGCGACAUUCCCCGUACACAGUAUGAUAAAAUUACGCAACUGGAAAUGGGUGAGCACGUUGGUAUCCGCAGACUCACCAAGUUUUUCCGCCAGUGUUAUGAUAUGCUAAAGGAUGAUGGGGCCAUGUACGUUCAACUUUCUGGCCUCCGACAGGCUUGGCAAUAUGAGGAUUUCAUCUGGGGUCUGUAUUUGAACAAGUACAUUUUCCGUGGCGCCGACGCUUCGACCCCUCUGUGGUACUAUGUGAAGUGCUUGGAACAAGCUGGAUUCGAAAUCAAGGGCAUCGAUACCGUUGGAGUCCAUUAUUCGGGAACACUCUGGAGAUGGUAUCGUAACUGGUGCGGAAAUGUCGAGGCUAUUAAGGCCAAAUAUGGCCCUAGAUGGUACAGGAUGUGGGAACUCUUCCUCGCUUGGUCCGUUAUCGCUUCCCGCCAAGGCUUUGCGACCUGUUACCAGAUGGUUGUCGUCAAGAAUUUGAACUCCACGCACCGCAUCAACGGCGUUCCAACUCAAUUUGCCUUGACCGCUGCCCUCGCUUCCAGCAGGAAGGCUGGCAAGUCCAGAUUGCCUUAA